GCCGCACGCACAGUCAUGCAGCGGGCAAAAGGGAGUGCUAAAACCUAAGCCUGACUCCGGAGGCCGCGUGUUUCCUGGCGUGAAUGCCCCCCACCAAUGCAGUAGGAUGACGAAGGGCUCAGGACUCCUGUGAGCAGCCUCCAUGAGGCCCUGGACCAGUGUAUGACUGCCCUGGACCUCUUCCUCACCAACCAGUUCUCAGAAGCACUCAGCUACCUCAAGCCCAGAACCAAGGAGAGCAUGUACCACUCGCUGACAUAUGCCACCAUCCUGGAGAUGCAGGCCAUGAUGACUUUUGACCCUCAGGACAUCCUGCUUGCUGGCAACAUGAUGAAGGAGGCGCAGACGCUGUGUCAGAGGCACCGGAAGAAGUCCUCUGUAACAGAUUCCUUUAGCAACCUGGUGCAUCGCCCCACUAUGGACCAAUUCACGGAAGAGGAAAUCCAUGCUGAAGUCUGCUAUGCAGAGUGCCUGCUGCAGAGAGCAGCUCUGACCUUUCUACAGGAUGAGAACAUGGUGAGCUUCAUCAAGGGUGGCAUCAAAGUUCGAAACAGCUACCAGACCUACAAGGAGCUGGACAGCCUCGUGCAGUCCUCACAAUACUGUAAGGGAGAGAACCACAGGCAUUUUGAAGGAGGGGUGAAGCUCGGCGUGGGAGCCUUCAACCUGACGCUGUCCAUGCUUCCUACCAGGAUCCUGCGGCUGCUGGAGUUUGUGGGGUUUUCAGGAAACAAGGACUACGGGCUGCUGCAGCUGGAGGAGGGCGCAUCCGGGCACAGCUUCCGUGCUGUGCUCUGUGUCAUGCUGCUGCUCUGCUACCACACCUUCCUCACCUUUGUGCUCGGUACUGGGAAUGUGAACAUUGAGGAGGCAGAGAAGCUCCUGAACCCCUACCUGAAGCGUUAUCCUAAGGGCGCCAUCUUCCUGUUCUUUGCGGGGCGGAUUGAAGCCAUUAAAGGCAAUGUUGACACAGCCAUCCAGCGGUUCGAGGAGUGCUGUGAGGCCCAGCAGCACUGGAAGCAGUUCCACCACAUGUGCUACUGGGAGCUGAUGUGGUGCUUCACCUACAAGGGCCAGUGGAAGAUGGCCUACUUCUAUGCCGACCUGCUCAGCAAGGAGAACUCCUGGUCUAAGGCCACCUACAUCUACAUGAAGGCCGCCUACCUCAGCAUGUUUGGGAAGGAGGAUUACAAGCCGUUCGGGGAUGAUGAAGUGGAGUUGUUUAGAGCAGUGCCAGGCUUGAAGCUCAAGAUUGCUGGGAAAUCUCUACCUACAGAGAAGUUUGCCAUCCGGAAGUCCAGACGCUACCUCUCUCCCAAACCAAUCUCGUUGCCAAUCCCUGCUCUGGAAAUGAUGUACAUUUGGAAUGGCUACGCUGUGAUUGGGAAGCAGCCUGAACUCACAGAUGGGAUACUUGAGAUUAUCACCAAAGCUGAAGAGACGCUGGAAAAGGGCCCAGAGAAUGAGUACUCAGUGGAUGAUGAAUGCUUGGUGAAGUUGCUGAAAGGCCUCUGUCUGAAAUACCUAGGCCGUGUUCAGGAGGCUGAGGAGAACUUCAGGAGCAUUUCUUCCAAUGAAAAGAAGAUUAAGUAUGACCACUACUUGAUCCCAAAUGCCCUGCUGGAGCUGGCCCUGCUAUUCAUGGAGCAAGGCAGAAACGAAGAGGCUGUCAAACUCUUGGAAACUGCCAAGCAAAACUACAAGAAUUACUCCAUGGAGUCAAGGACACAUUUUAGAAUCCAGGCAGCCAUACUCCAAGCCAAGUCUUCCCUAGAGAAUGGCAACAGAUCCAUGGUCUCAUCAGUGUCCUUAUAGUUUUAUGCAGCACUCCCAGGCUGGAAGACAGCUGGACAGAACUGGAAACAUUUCAAAAAGAUCCCCUCCCCCUGCCCUGCCUUCGGGGUCCACCGGUGCUCCAGUGGGAUGGCACAACAUUUGUAUUCAUGCAGAAGAGAAGUCGGCAUUUUCACCAGUGUGGCCAAGGGCCUUUACCAAGGACAGAGCAGGUGGAGCCCUCUGCCUGCCCUAUCACACAUACGGGUACUUGUUUUUCACUGUGAUGUUUAAGAGAAUGUAUGAAGAGUUUACAUGUUAGAAAUACAUUAAUGGUAUCACAGUUGGCUUAAAAAAAAGUAACCAACCACCUGUAAAUCUGUUUUAACCCAUUCUAAUCUGGAGGUAAAUCUAUGAUGUCCAGGACCAAAUUGCUUUUCAAAAUUCAGCAAGGUCUCAGCUUCCAGGGCUGAAAGGACCCUUCGGAGGGUCUGUACCUCAAAAGCUUCAAGGCUUCUGAGGGGUGGGCAUAGAGGUUGCAUACAAACACCCUCUACCUUACGUCUUACACUUCAUUUUCAUUCCCUUAGUAACUCUCCAAUUAAAAAAAAUGAAAGUUGUCUCACUAAAAAGACAUGUGAGUUCAUCUGUAGGAAAAAAAUAUAUUAAUAUUCACCAGUAAGAAAUAGGGGUUGCCCAGGGGGGAUGGAAGGGGAGCUGUGUGGCCCUUCUGUCGGGGGGAGGUUCUCAGACACAAGUCUGCAUCCUCACUGUAUGCCAAACUGAAACAACUGGGAAUAAUUUACGAAACAAAAAUCUUCUGUAUUUCACUCAAAGGUACAUUUAUUUACUGACAGCAUUUUUCUUAGAAUGGUUAUUCUUGGCCUGUUGUAUAUGUUUUAGAUUUUUUUAGUAAGAGAAAAAAGAUAUUUAAUAAAACUUACACAACUUAAGAGA
This is a messenger RNA of Lynx canadensis (Canada lynx), 2730 nucleotides long. It is a transcript of the gene TTC39A, whose product is annotated as tetratricopeptide repeat domain 39A. The transcript is spliced from 18 exons. Gene Ontology annotation, molecular function: protein binding. The coding region runs from base 163 to 1815 and encodes 550 amino acids. NCBI's taxonomy places the organism in Eukaryota, Metazoa, Chordata, Mammalia, Carnivora, Felidae. The record is from RefSeq and is a predicted model, not a curated record.